This is a messenger RNA of Pristis pectinata (smalltooth sawfish), 4440 nucleotides long. RefSeq lists its product as uncharacterized. Lineage: Eukaryota; Metazoa; Chordata; Chondrichthyes; Rhinopristiformes; Pristidae. Bases 310 to 4440 code for a protein of 1376 amino acids. The record is from RefSeq and is a predicted model, not a curated record. Gene Ontology annotation, molecular function: protein binding. The transcript is spliced from 9 exons.
UUGUAAUAGUCCGCAUGAAGAGCAGCCCAAUGCCAAAGAAGGCAGGGAAGCUCAAACCACAAGAAAUCCACUAACCUGAUUUAACUUUUCCAUGUUAAAAAAAUGUAUUCCAUAAUUAGCACUUGCACUUUUCAAAAGGAGGAGUUGACAAACUUAACGACAUGUCAAGAACUCUCUCCUAUAUAAAUAGAGCAGCAUGCAUCGUUUAGGAAGCACUGCUCCAAUUGACAUUCUACAAUUUCGGAAGAUAAUCCAUUUGGGAUACUACAUUGACUGUGGGACCAAAUUAUGCUGAUUUAAACUUCAAACAUGGAUUCAAAACAGAUCUGUGCUCUUUUGUUGUUGGUUUCUGUGACUCUGGUCUACGGAACAGGAUUUAAUAGAUAUGCUUAUUUACGCAAAAAUGUAAAAAGCCAAGGGGAUUAUCAUGUAAAAGGAUAUGAUUCUCAGUAUUCUGAAGAAGAAGAAGAACAAGAAGACAGUGAUGACAGCAGAGAUUUUGAAGCAGAACAAGGACAACAUGGGCUACGAGGGCCACCAGGCCCACGAGGACCACCAGGCCCACAAGGUCCACCAGGUUCUCCUGGAAAAACUGGCGUUGGGGCGCCAGGAGCCCCUGGCAAACCUGGCAGACCAGGGGCACCAGGACUGUCAGCUAUGGGAAAACCAGGAAUCCCUGGAGCACCAGGAAGACCAGGUGGAGCAGGAGCCCCAGGAGAAAAGGGCGAUAGAGGACCCCAAGGGAUUCCGGGACCCAGAGGCAAAGCAGGACCCAUAGGAUAUCCUGGGCCGGCAGGAUUAUCUGUUGCUGGUAAACCAGGACCCCAAGGGCCACCAGGUUCUGCAGGAGCACCAGGUCAACGAGGGGAAAGGGGAAUGCCAGGGCCCAUGGGUCUUCCUGGGGCAAAAGGGGAAAUGGGAGUGGGAAUGCCUGGGCGUCCUGGUAGCAGAGGGGAAGGAGGCCCUCAGGGGCCACCAGGCCCACCUGGACCAGCAGGAAUAGGGAUGGCUGGUGCCCCUGGUCGUCCAGGUCCAGCAGGUGAAAAGGGGGCUAUGGGCUUACCAGGUCCAACAGGAUAUACAGGCGCACCAGGACCAAAAGGACCAGCAGGAAGUCCUGGAUUACCGGGAAUGGGAAAGCCCGGAAAACCAGGUGCACCAGGGAUGCCAGGAGCCCCUGGAGGUAAGGGUUCUGCUGGUCCACAGGGUUUGCCUGGUGCACCUGGACUGCCUGGUUAUGGAAAACCAGGAUUACCAGGGCUCAAAGGAGAACCUGGUGCUGCAGGUGCCACCGGUUACCCAGGUGAGAAAGGAGAGCCAGGACCAGCUGGGGCACCUGGAGCUCCUGGAUCCAGAGGAUUACCAGGUUCAGCCGGUCCACAAGGCCCAAGGGGCUCAGCAGGUGCAACUGGUGCACCAGGAGAGAAAGGUCCUAUGGGGCCUGCUGGUUCGCCUGGAUAUCCAGGACCUAAGGGUCAGAUGGGACCAGCUGGUGCCCCUGGAAAAUCAGGACUGCCAGGACUGCCAGGUCCACCAGGCCAAGAAGGACAGCGAGGACCAGCUGGCGCCAAAGGCAGUAUGGGACCUGCUGGUGCACCUGGUAAAUCAGGAAGCCCUGGCCUUCCAGGUAGUCAAGGACCAGUAGGGUAUCCUGGUGAAGCAGGGGCAAGAGGAAAUACAGGCCCACCUGGCCCAAGAGGUCCAGCUGGCGCUGCAGGUGCUCCAGGGUUUCCUGGAGAAAAAGGAGAUCCAGGACGUCCUGGCCCACCUGGUCCUCCUGGAAAUUUUUAUGGGAAAAUGAGUAGUGGCCCACCUGGUGCACCUGGUGCACCUGGAGCAGAAGGACCACCAGGCCCUCCAGGUCUUCCUGGCCCACCAGGCCCACCAGCAGAAAUGUUUACACCCCCAGGCAAGUACAAUUAUAACGGUUACAUUAAAUCAGGAGAGCCCUCGACUGGGUUGCUCAGUCCAUACCCAGCCUUUACUGCUAUCCUUUCCCACUCAUACUACCGUACAGGGGAACCAAUAGUGUUUGACAAAUUAGUGACCAAUUCAAAUAGGAACUAUAAUCCAUCAACUGGAAUUUUCACAUGUGAAAUACCUGGUAUCUAUCAGUUUACUUAUCAGGUGCAAGUCAAGGGAGCAAAUGUUUGGGUUGGAUUAUACAAAAAUGAUGAGGCUGUGAUGUACUCAUAUGAUGACUAUACAGAAGGUUAUAUUGAUCAGGUCUCAGGAAGUGUGAUCUUAUAUCUACAUGAAAAUGACCACGUCCAUGUUCAGUUACCUACAGAAGAGUCUAAUGGUUUAUAUUCUUCAGACCUCAUGCACUCAUCAUUCUCAGGGUUUCUAAUUGUUCAUUCAUGCAAUGAAAUAAAUUUGUAUCAUUCAGCAAGCAAAGAAGACAGCAACUCAAAAUCUGCAAGUAAUGAAGUAAAAGGGCACGGAAACAAUGGUGAUUCUAAUUCUGCAAGUUAUCAAGUAAAGGGGAAGUAUGCAUUCAGGAUUGUUGACAAUUCUGAAAGUGAUGAAUCUGAUGGCCAAGAUUCAGAAAACAAUGAAACUAACAAUGAUUCUGAUUCCGAUUCCUCUUCCUCUUCUUCCUCAGAAGAACAAGAUGGAGAGCCAGGGCCACCUGGUCCACCUGGUCCACCCGGUCCACCAGGAUACCCAGGAAAGCCAGGAUUUGGGCUGCCAGGGCAUCCUGGUAAGCCUGGACCACCAGGGCCACAAGGAUUAUCGGCUGUUGGAAAACCAGGCCGUCCAGGAGAAGCAGGAAGGCCAGGUGUGCCAGGAACUCCUGGACGAAAAGGGGAUAAGGGAUCGCCAGGGAAGCAAGGACCAAGAGGGCCUCCAGGACCCAGUGGACCUCCUGGACCAGCUGGGUUAUCUGUCAUUGGUAAACCAGGUGCUAAAGGAGAACCAGGUCAACCAGGAACACUUGGAUUUCCUGGAAGAAAAGGGAACCCAGGAUACCCAGGUCAACCUGGGCCAAAAGGGGAUAAGGGUGUUGGGAGUCCAGGGCGACCAGGUGAUAAAGGUCCUCCUGGACCACAUGGUCCACCAGGUCCACCUGGACCACAAGGAAGAGGACACCCAGGAUCUCCUGGUCCUAAAGGUGAAUCAGGUCACAAAGGAGAAAAAGGAUCACCAGGAUCACCAGGAGAGCCAGGUAAACCAGGUCAAAGUGGUCCACCAGGACCUCCUGGAAAACCAGGGAUUGGAAAACCUGGAACAAGGGGACCUCCAGGACUUCCUGGGAUGAAGGGCCAUCCUGGUCUGCAAGGCUUACCAGGUGCACCUGGACUGCCAGGUUUAGGAAAACCAGGACUUCCAGGACACAAAGGACACCCAGGUUCUCCUGGUGAAACUGGAAAACCAGGAGAGAAAGGAGAGUGUGGCUCACCUGGAAAACCUGGACCACGUGGUUCAGUAGGACCAUCAGGGCCACCAGGACCAAUUGGCCCAAAAGGACCACCAGGUACAGUUGGUGCACCAGGAGAAAAGGGUCAUCCAGGAAUAAUGGGUCCAAAAGGGCAGGCAGGCUCAAAAGGUGAGCCAGGACGAACUGGUGAGCGAGGACCACCAGGGCCCCAAGGAAAGCCAGGUUCAGAUGGCCAUAAAGGACUACCAGGUUCACCGGGUAAAAACGGUGAUAAGGGACUUACUGGGCCACGUGGAAAGCCAGGCAGUCCAGGUAGAACAGGCCCUCAAGGACCUCAAGGCCAUCCAGGCGAACCUGGAAAGAAAGGACAUCCUGGAAUACCUGGCUCAAAAGGCUUACCUGGGCUUCCAGGUUCUCCAGGGCACCCUGGAGUAAAAGGAGAUCCCGGGGUUCCAGGAACAUCAGGUCCACCAGGCCCCCCAGGUAAAUUUAAUGGAAAAGUCACUGUAGGGCCACAAGGUCCACCUGGACCAAAAGGACCAAGUGGGCCACCAGGCAAUCCAGGACUUCCCGGUCCAGCAGGCCCACCAGGAGAAAUUAUAAUGCACACUGGGAAAUAUACAAGCUAUAAUGGCUACAUCAACUCAGGUGAUGUAGUGAGCCCUGUUCCAGCAUUUACUGCCAUUCUUUCUCAGCCAUAUCGUUCAACGGGGAAGCCAAUAGUCUUUGACAAAAUACUGACCAAUUCAAAUAAUAACUAUGAUCCAUCAAAUGGAAUUUUUACAUGUGAAAUAACAGGUAUCUACCAAUUUUUUUAUCAUGUACAUGUCAAGGAAGCAAACGUUUGGGUUGGAUUAUAUAAAAACAAUGAACCUGUAAUGUAUACCUAUGAUGAAUAUUCACCACAGUAUGUUGAUCAUGCCUCAGGAACUGCUAUCUUACAUUUAGAUCAAGGUGACAAAGUAUAUGUAAAGUUGCCAGCAGAAAAGUCUAACGGCUUAUAUUCUUCUGAAUAUAUGUAUUCGUCUUUUACUGGAUUGUUAAUUACACCAUCAUGA